Messenger RNA from Eimeria necatrix, 1446 nucleotides. RefSeq lists its product as hypothetical. The transcript has a single exon. The coding region runs from base 1 to 1446 and encodes 481 amino acids. The record is from RefSeq and is a predicted model, not a curated record. NCBI's taxonomy places the organism in Eukaryota, Apicomplexa, Conoidasida, Eucoccidiorida, Eimeriidae.
AUGCAGGCUCUAAAUUUGGGCGUUGGAGACAAGGUGCCUGUAAAUACUGCCAGCUUUGAAAAUGGAGAGUCAAACAGUACAGCUCUCCAGCAGUAUCCGGGCAAGACAGUGUCAUCAGGUGCGCAGUCCCGUCGCGGCCUCUUGCGUAAAAGCUCUCGCGGGCGCAGUGGCGCGGCCUUCUUGGCAUCUGCUGCAGCGCUUGUUGUGCUAAUCUUCUUAUGUACGCGAAGUCAGAAGAAAUGGAAUCAACUGCCUGCUUAUGGUCGGCAGUUGUCGGGGAAUGACAACUCCAGGUUGGAUGUCAAACGCUCAUGGUGCAAUGAUUUGCCAGAAAAUGCAGAUAUUUCGUCUGCUGACAACAAGGCGGAGGUGGCUACCACGCACAAGCCUCGUACCAAACGUGCACGUGUUGAGGCGGAGUCUAAUGGUAGCAGCGACCUAUCUAGUGUUGACACAGGUGUGCAACAAGCGGCACGGACCUCAUCGAAGGGGGCUAUUGAACCAACUGUCGCAACUGCACAGCGUCAACCACUGCGUCUCCCCAGUGGUUCUAAGAGUGAAGCUGGGCAGUUGAGUACGUACGAACUUCAAGCGGCUGCUGCACUUCAAGAACUGUGGGGGAGUAAGCGUUUCACAGUUGACGCCGGUGAGCAGCCUAGACGACAGGUUGAGGAGAAGGCUCAGCCUUCAACGAGUGCUGCAGCACAGGGGGAAGGCAGUGCGAAAAAGGUUUCAUUACUGCACAUAAUUGUCUCACGCAAGCCAGCUGUUGAUCUUGAUGCACUUAUCGGUGCUUAUAUAGAUAUACGUUUUCACCCCUUUUGCCAUUUGCCAUUUGUGGACCCCAGCCGAAUUGCAAGGAAAUUUUUGCCGGAGUCCGCCCUCACGCCAGCGUUCACAGUAGAUAGACCCAUGCCACUCCUGUUGAGGGCAUACGAGCUGUUUAGCAGAGCAUUCCUGCCCACGAAUGAUUUGGAGGUGGUGACAUUUAUUGCAGAACGGCUAGCGGCGCACGCAAUCCAUUUCCAAACGAGUCCACUGACUGGUCGUCCAGCGUAUCGGGCAAUCCAGACGCUAGGUCUCCGUUUUCUGAUAUUUGAUGUCAUUGUGUCAGUUCUAGAAUUACUGGGUCAGCGAGCAGAAGGGCUUUGGUGGGAAAAACUUUCCAGCUCCGUACCUCACGAGUAUACUCCACCAGUCACAACUGUUCAUCUGAGUAAAAAGAGCAAAACAUUCAACAUUUUCCUUCAGAAGCUCAGCGCGGCUUUGAAUACUUUCAAGUCAGGAAAACGCCCUUCAUGUACAGUGCUGAUCACCCUCAAACAAUUCUUGAUUUGUUCGCCCCAUGCCCCUGCCUUAUUCAAAAGUAAAGAGUUCGAUCCAUGGAGACACGCGAACGGAAGUUUCACUGUUGCUCGAAAAGGAGCCACUAUAGGAUACCAUUAA